AUAGAUUUAAAACGAAUCCAAAACUUUAAAGCUGCAAAGUACUUUGCACUCGUUACACAAGUGUAGUGUAGCCAAGUGGGCGUUCUGCUCAGUCCGGGUCGGUAAAUAAUUACCCGGGGCAGGUGACACUGCCGCGCGCCACCGGGUGGAAGACGCUCCGCUGCUUUCGGGCUGAGCGCAAAAGCCGGAGGCGCGAUUUUACAGCGGCCGCAAUUGGCCGCCUAUUAUAUAUAAAGCUGAUGUGCAGGGAGACCGAGUGCAGACAGGUGCCUGCUUAUCUUAAAAGUUAUUUUCUUCUGCAAAGUAUUGAGUAUUGAAAAUAAUGAUUCCGUUUCUGUAACUACUAAUUUUACAAAGCAAUAUAUUUAGCAAUAUAAAGCGAAAGUAGACUUUUUAAGUGUUUUUAGAAUGAAAAGGUUUUCACCAAAGGCUCUCCAUAACAUUGCUAAAAAUGCUUCAAAGUCUUCGGUGAAUGUGGUGGAGCAAGUUGGUAUGGUCUCCCAGAAGAGCCCGGACACCAAAGGCUUCACCAGCUUCGCACCGGUCGGCGAGGAGCCCCAGGAGGGCGACGUGCGCAGCGCGCACCGGCAGGACCAAGCGCUAAAUGUUGCUCUCCCGAGGGUCUGGCCCCCACACCCACAUGGUUAUGAGAACUUUGCUUUUGAUGCUGGCAGCCAGAGAGAGGUGUUCCCACAGGCCAGCUGUACUGUCCAUCGCACCAUCUGCAUCACAGGCACCAGGAACCCAACCUGCGCCCUCAUCCUGGAGACCCGGCUCGGCUGCCUACCAGGCUUGGUGGCUGCCCAAGUGAAUGUUGAAGCUGGCAAUGUUUGGGUAGAGUUUGACCCCAUAGGUCUUACCAUCAAGGAAAUCUGCCAUGAGAUCCAACAAAUGGGUUUUGGAGCCACAGAGGAAGAGGAGGAGGAGGAAGAAGUGAGCGUAGUAAAGAUCUUGGUGAGGGGCAUGACGUGCACGUCCUGCGUGAGCACCAUUGAGGGCAGCCUGGGCCAGCAGCCGGGUGUACGAGGUGUCAGCGUGUCUCUGAAUAAGGGGGAGGCCGUAGUGGCCUUUGCUCGCACCCUGCUCCUUCCCGAGCAGCUGAGGAGCCUAAUUGAAGAGAUGGGCUUCUCUGCCAGCCUGAGCAGUAAGGAGGCAGACCCAGGCGCAGGGGAGAGGAAGCCCUCUCUGUCUUCCCUCAGAACCUUCAGCCAACAGCCCUGGUCAGCAGUGACCAUCGCCAUUACAGGCAUGACCUGUGGCUCGUGCGUACGCUCCAUAGAGGGGAACCUGAGUGAGAGGGCAGGUGUGAGCUGUGUGCGGGUGUCUCUGGCCGAGGAGAAGGGAACCGUGCUGUACGACCCCGACCUCACCAGCCCAGAAGAGCUCAGGGCUGCCAUUGAGGACAUGGGUUUCCAUGCAUCACUGACAGAACUGAGCUGUCCAGCAGGUAGACAAAACCAGCAGGUGCCCUCAGGGGAAAACACCGGAGCACAUGGCAGCAGUUCCCAGGCCUGCCCAUCCCCCAGCGAGACAUUCCAGCCCAUCACUGUGAACUCCAGCCCUGCUCGACAGGAAGCGGGAACACAGAAGUGCUUCUUUCGAGUGACGGGCAUGACCUGCGCUUCCUGCGUGGCAAACAUUGAGCGGAACCUGCAGAAACAGACAGGGAUAGUCUCUGUACUUGUGGCCCUGAUGGCAGGCCAGGCUGAGGUCAGGUAUGACCCGCAGGUCCUGAACACAGCUGAAAUCGCACAGUUUAUUCGGGCCUUGGGCUUCGGUGCUGAACUCAUAAAGGAUGGCGCUGUGACAGACGGGAAGCUGGACCUCGUGGUCACAGGCAUGACCUGCACGUCAUGCGUCCACAGCAUCGAGGCCCGGCUGGCUAGCACAAAGGGGGUUCUAGAGGCUUCUGUUGCCCUGGCAACCAGCAAAGCACACAUCAAGUUCGACCCCGAGGUAGUGGGACCACGGGAUAUCAUCAGGAUUAUUGAGGGUUUGGGUUUCAGUGCUGCUCUCAUGGAGAGAGAGGGGAUCAGUAGCCGCCUCGACCACCAAGGGGAGAUUCGAGAGUGGAGGAACUCGUUCCUGUUCAGCCUGAUGUUCGGGCUUCCGGUAAUGGGCUUGAUGAUCUACAUGAUGGUGAUGGACAGCCAGCACCAGGGCGGGAGCUCCAUGCACCAGGGCCAGAACGUGCUACCUGGCCUGUCCAUCCUCAACCUGGCCUUCUUCCUGCUCUGCACCCCAGUUCAGAUCUUUGGGGGGCGCUACUUCUAUAUCCAGGCCUACAAAUCCCUGAGACACGGGGUAGCCAACAUGGACGUGCUGAUCGUGCUGGCCACCUCCAUAGCAUACGCGUACUCCUGCGUCAUGCUCCUGGUGGCCAUGGCCGAGCGAGCCGAGCACAGCCCGGUCACCUUCUUCGACACGCCUCCCAUGCUCUUCGUCUUCAUCGCUCUGGGCCGCUGGCUGGAGCAUGUAGCCAAGAGCAAGACAUCAGAGGCCCUGGCCAAGCUGAUGUCCCUACAGGCUACCGACGCCACAGUGGUGACGCUGGGCACAGGCAACUCCAUCCUGAGUGAGGAGCAGGUGUCAGUGGAUCUGGUCCAGAGAGGUGACAUUGUGAAGGUGGUUCCAGGAGGGAAGUUUCCUGUGGAUGGGAAGGUGAUCGAGGGAACCUCCAUGGCUGACGAGUCGCUCAUUACAGGAGAACCAAUGCCUGUCACCAAAAAGCCAGGCAGCACCGUGAUUGCUGGUUCUGUCAACGCCCACGGCUCCUUGCUGGUGCAGGCCACCCACGUGGGAGCAGACACUACACUCUGCCAGAUUGUAAAGCUGGUGGAAGAAGCACAGACUUCCAAGGCUCCGAUCCAGCAGUUUGCGGACAGGCUGAGUGGGUACUUCAUCCCGUUCAUUGUCGCGGUGUCCGUGCUGACACUCGUGGUCUGGCUGCUCAUUGGAUUUCUGGACUUUGGUGUUGUGGAGAAGUAUUACCCUGGCUUUGACCCCACCAUCUCCCGGACGGACGUGGUGAUCCGCUUCGCCUUCCAGGCCUCGAUCACAGUGCUGUCUAUCGCUUGUCCCUGCUCACUGGGCUUGGCCACGCCUACGGCUGUCAUGGUGGGCACUGGCGUGGGCGCACGGAAUGGCAUCCUCAUCAAGGGAGGGGAGCCGCUGGAAAUGGCCCACAAGAUCCAGGUGGUGAUGUUUGACAAGACGGGCACCAUCACAGAGGGGGCGCCGCGUGUCACGCGCGUGCUGGUGCUGUGGGGGCACAGGCGACUGCCGCUGCGGGAGGUGCUGGCCGUGCUGGGAACCGCCGAGGCCAGCAGCGAGCACCCGCUGGGCGUGGCCGUGGCCAAGUACUGCAAGGAGGAACUGGAGACGGACACCCUGGGAUACUGCACUGACUUCCAGGCGGUUCCUGGUUGUGGCAUCAGCUGCAGGGUGUCCAACGUGACAGCAUUGCUGCAGGUGGAGCCCAAGGGCAGCGAAGCCCAGAGCCCGCAUGUGUUGCUGCCAGGCGUCCCCGAGGAUGAGAGCUGCCUGGUCGACAUGGCAGAGCUUCACGCAGCAGGCCCCUCCUCCAACCCCUCCUACUCUGUGCUGAUUGGUAACAGAGAGUGGAUGAGGCGGAACGGCCUACAAGUGACUGCCGACGUGGAGGACGCAAUGUCAAGUCAUGAGUCCAAAGGACAGACUGCCAUCUUGGUGGCCAUUGAUGGGGUUCUUUGCGCCAUGUUAGCCGUGGCAGACACGGUGAAGGCCGAGUCAGCCCUGGCCAUCCAUACCCUGAACAGCAUGGGCAUUGAUGUCGUCAUGAUCACCGGGGACAACAGAAAAACAGCCAAAGCCAUCGCCGCUCAGGUGGGCAUCAGGAAGGUAUUCUCUGAGGUCUUGCCCUCCCACAAAGUGGCCAAAGUGAAGGAGCUCCAGGAGCGUGGCUGGAAGGUGGCAAUGGUGGGUGAUGGCAUUAACGACUCUCCAGCCCUCGCCCAGGCUGACAUGGGCAUUGCCAUUGGCACGGGCACCGAUGUAGCUAUUGAAGCGGCCGACGUCGUGCUGAUCAGGAAUGAUCUACUGGAUGUGGUGGCCAGUAUUGAAUUAUCUAAGAAGACGGUCCAGAGAAUAAGGAUCAACUUUGUGUUUGCUCUGAUAUACAACCUACUGGGAAUACCCAUAGCAGCAGGCGUCUUCAUGCCCAUCGGCCUGGUUCUCCAGCCAUGGAUGGGCUCCGCAGCGAUGGCAGCCUCCUCUGUCUCGGUGGUGCUGUCAUCUCUUCUCCUCAAGUUGUACAAGAAGACGUCUGUGGAGCACUAUGAGAUGCUGGCCCAGGGCCGGAUGAAGACCCUCAGCCCAUCCCAGAUCAGCACGCACGUGGGCCUGGAUGACCGCUCGCUCUCCUCCACGCUGUCCCGCCGGUGCUCAGCGUCACCUUGGGGGCACUGGUCCCUGCGGGGCAUCAUGAAGGAGGCCGACCUUGUUGUAUAGGCUUCGGAGGUGGGGCGGAGGGCACUCCAUGAAGGCACUCUGUCAUCCCUAAUUAAAUUGCUGUGUGUAUGCAGCUGGAGCUCACUGCCUGUUAAACUGUCAGUGCCAAUGCAGUGUCGCACCACACGUCACAAAACACACAGCCCACCCGCCAGCCACCUGGCUAGACGUCUGCCUUCAGCAUCCAGGAGAGUGAUGGAACAGAGUCUCUGUGAUGCUGAGGAUGUUUAUCUCAAAGCCGCCUUUUUGCACCCCUGAACCUGCAGUACUUCCUAUGCUUUCUCUUCAGACUGAUCUGUAUUAUAACUCUUGCGAUCCAGGAUGAAGUUUCUUCAUCCUUAUGCAAAUUUUGUAAUAAUUACACCACACUUUUUACAAGUCAAGUUAAAAUCUCAAUGGACGAAAAGUACAUUUUUUUAAUAUUCUGAAAAUAUUUUGAUGUGAACACUUUUACAUGAUGAACAGCUGAAACCUUGCACCCCCCCCCCCCUUGGGUACUGACCUGUGAGCAGCCAUGCUUAUGAAACCAGUGUGCUCACUGAAUCUGUCAUUUACUACUUAGGCCUUACAGUUUGUUGGAAUCCAGUGGAUGGCUGACAUGAGUUUGUGCAUCAUUCAUCUACUGCUUUGGUCAAUAUGGUUUCUACUUUGAUCCUUACUCUUGACUGGAAGUAAUAAUAUAAUAUGACUGAGUUAUUUCUGCAUAUUGUACAUCCUAAAAUUACAGCCUUUUAUCGGUGUGUGGGUUAGGACACUAUGUCUGUGAUUGAAAGGUCAUUGGUUCAAAUCCCCUCUUUGUCAGAGUGAUGUCACUGUUUGUCCUGGAGCAGGGCUGUUAACCCCAAUUGUCCAGGGAAUUGCUGACCCUGAUUUCCAUUCUAAGUCACUCUAGAUAAAAAUAAAUUGUAAUUUAAAAAAAAAAAAAACAUAUACCUUCCUACAACAUUUAGGCCUAAUGUUGUUCUUUUAUUUAACUUGGUUUUUGUCCUAUAAAUGGUCGCAUAUAUAUUAGGGCUGUCAAUAGAUUAAAAUAUUUAAUCGUGAUUAAUCGCACACCUGACCAUUGUUAAUAGGAGAAAAUAUAAUAAUUUUACGAAGAUCUGGGAAGGCGUGAAGACGAUAUACUACGAAAAGGUCCUAUAUGAAAGAAUUACGAAACCCAAUAAACUUCAAUCUCGGACACUGAAGAACACUCCGGAAAGCAUGUAUACCUUUUGACCGGAGACAUACUCUCGUAGAAAAUGACUUUAAGAUGUAAAUUAUGCAGUUAUGACAUAACAGAAGCGGGCGACAGACCGCCUCAUUCACAUAUAGCUAAAGAAAUGCCUAAAUGAAAAAUAAUAUUAACCCAUAAAUAAAUUAUUUAUAUUUGCGAAAGUAUUAUCAUAUGUUAAGACAUGCGAAUGCGUCUAUCGUUCUGAGAAGAGCCGCAGCCUGCAUGGUAUUUAAGACUAUAGGUGUGCUUCGGUGGUAACUGAUCUCACAUCGACAGUAACUGCAAAUAACUUUAGUGUUGUAGAUGGACUCAUCUGAAAGAAUUUUGAAGCUGAACCUGCAAUUACCUUUUUCUUUGUUCGUUAUUUUUCCUGAGAUGCCAUCCGACUCGACAGGCGCUAAUGGCAUUAGAAAAAUUUGUCACGUUAUAAUGAAUUCCCGUUGACGCGCUAUUAUCGCGUUAACUUCAAGAGCCCUAAUAUAUAGCCUAUAUAGGUAUAUAUAACCUGUGCGUGUGUGUACAGCUAGUGAGUGGGUAAUAGGACUUGACACUUAUGCUGUCUGCCUUCCCCCUGCUCCCACAUUAACAGCUGAGCCAGUGGGCAAACACAUAUACCCUGGUAUUUGUAACCGACCGGUACUGUCUGCGGCAGAGAAGCUCAGGGUCCUCUGACCGUGUUAAUGUGCCUCUUCUGAUGGUCUCUUAGCACUGAGUAUUGCGGGGCUGGGCUUGAUAUACAGGCAAUUAUACAUCAACUGCAUCUCAUUAGUUUAGCACAGAAAAUGAGGCAAAUGAAGAGCAAGAAAAAGUUCUAGGGCUUAAUGGAACCUAAUUCGUAUUUAUGGCAUUCCAGGCUUGCUGCAGCAUUCUUGAUGUUUUCUCCACUUAAUUCUGCAAUAUCCGUGUGUAACUGUUACUGUAUCAAAUCCCAGAUGACACGCAACAAAUGGUUUUGUUCGGCAAGGUACUAGACUCGAAUUGUUUAUAACUAUACAAUCGUAAAUGCAGUAUUUCGUAGACUACAAAUUUCACUUGCUAAUAGCUUAUGCUGAAUAAGUGGUGUUUUUACGAACCAGAAACAAUUUCAUUGUUUUUCUCGAUGGUAGAGAUUCGAGGCUACUUGGAUAUGUCAAUUAAGGGAAUAGCAAAAUUAAAUUUCUUAAAUUAUUGAGAUAAAAGUUAGAGACAUGGAUAUGGUUCAGUAAAGUGCUUAAGUUCCAGUCGCAUAGAUCUUCUAAAACUAUGAGGGAAAUGAGUAAGAAAUCAUGCAUUGUUAAAGUUAAUGUGAUGCCGCCGAACCAUUUGCUUAUGUAAUUUUUGCGCAGAAACAUUAGGAGGUUAUGGAAUAGCAGCAGCCCGUGCGUGUUCAUCGUACACAUCCUUUGUUUGCCAUUUACAGCUUUUGCAAUAUAUUAUUUAUUUGCAUUUCUUACUGAUCACCAUACUGUCCUCUCAUUGCGACUGCUACAUGUACUACCAACUUUUCUUCUUACUCUGUUAUUCUCAUUCAUUAAAGUAAGGAAAUCGGCCAUGCCCGAGAAUGCGACAAAUGAAUGGAUGAAUGUUUCUUCAUUUAAAAGACGGAAUUACGUAAUUCAGGUUUUGAGUGGGUGUCUUGAAGUACUACCGGCGGUGGUUGGGAUUUAAUUCUUUUGGCAGUCGCUAAUCAGUCAUCCAUACAAUCAAUCAAUCAAUCAGAGAUAUCAAUUUUAAUAUAGAUGGUAUUUAUUAAUUUAAAAAGUAAGAUAUUACAAAACAUAUCUCCAGUGUUAAUAUGUACAGAUUUCUGGUGUACGGAUGUUAUAAUAUCGUGUAGUAAUAUACUGAACCAUCAAUUGAUAAAACGGGGUAUUAACAUCGUACACAUACAAACAGCGUACAGGGGGUCACAUUAAGUCAGCGCAUAGUUCAUUUGACCAAUCUUUUCUUCAGUACCUCGAUCCGUGGGAUGCUGUAGUGCUUCUGGCAACUAGGACUGAACAAACGGGUAGGUUUGCCUGCUUUUAUUAUAACGAGCCAUGUGCAGCAGGUGGUCUUUCUGCUCAUCUCCUCACUUGAAAUGCGCCUCUUUUCCGCAACGCACGUUCGCCUUCUUCGUCUACCCAUAUCUAAUUAAGGUAUGCGCUAAACAAUUGCAUUUGUCACUGUACAUACGAACUAGCUCGUGCAUAACGUCUCAUCAUUUCAGUGUAUCUAUUUGUAUUUCUGCUGUUUUUCUUUAUAUUGUAUGUGAAUGCGUGUGAAUGAUUUUAAGGACGAUUGUGAACAUCCACCUUCACUUAGACUCUCAACCACGUCUGAGAGAGCGGAGACCGUGUGAUGUGGUCUCUUUGAACGCGUGUAAAUUUAAACACUUUGAACAAUGCCCAUUGUUAUAAAUUCUGCUAGAUUUUUGUAAUAAAAAGUUUUAAUUUAUAGGUAUGACCAUUAUAUUUUGAACAAUUAAUAUAUACCUUUAAGUGUAGCUAAUCGCAUAUGCAUUUUUGUACCUGACACAUCGAGCUGUUCUGCAUUUUCAAAUGUUUGCUAUUCGCGUACUUUGAAAUGUUUCACUUUCCUUGGUGUCAUGAAAUAGGUGCAUAUUUUAAAUUGAAAUAUUAGUAAUACAUGUAAGGUAAAUUAA
Molecule: messenger RNA, 8327 nt
Organism: Brienomyrus brachyistius
Lineage: Eukaryota; Metazoa; Chordata; Actinopteri; Osteoglossiformes; Mormyridae
Gene: atp7b
Product: ATPase copper transporting beta
Exons: 21
Coding region: 409-4488 (1359 amino acids)
Biological process (GO): copper ion homeostasis; monoatomic cation transport
Cellular component (GO): membrane
Molecular function (GO): ATP binding; ATP hydrolysis activity; P-type divalent copper transporter activity
Source: RefSeq, a predicted model, not a curated record